AUGCAAUAUGAUGGAGAAAUUUGGAGGGAAAAAUUUCUCUCUCCAUGGUAAGACUAAUAGUUCAAGUGAUUUAAGCUGUCAUGAGCAUGUACUUGUGCAUCUGUCAGAACUCUGGACCACAUAAGAAAAAAAAAACUUACUGAUAAUGAUAAUAAAUAUACAUUUACAGUUGUAAAGUGAUGACUGUUAUUUUGCCUCUGCAUGAAUGACUGCUAAGAGGGGUAAAGAAAUCGUUCUUUUUCUCACAAAAAAGAGUCCUAACCCUUUUUUUAUUAACUGGCCUUUUUCAGACAGUAUGAGUGAUGCUAGAAGUGUUUUAGACAAGGAGCUUGGAAAUUCUGGAACAGAAGAAAACAGUUCAAACUGUGAACAGAAUUCAUCCCCCAGUAAGAAGCAGAGAAAGAGAACAAAGAAUAAACGACUUGAUGGAUAUGAAACCAGUCAAGGUACAGUAAGCUGUUAUUUGACACUAACAGCAUAUAAUGGUUUAAAGUCACCGCGAAAAGGGAACUACAUGUAAGUGUUAUAAAAAACUAGUCACUGAGGACAUUAUUGAAGGUGGUUGCUCCUUGUUCCCUUAAAUUUCAAUUUACAGAGGUAGAUAAUAAAAUAAUAAUUAUCAAAGUUCUAAAAACAUUUAACCUGUAUAACCGCCCUGUAUAUAGCGGUCACCCUGUGUAUUACGGUCACCGGACAGGUUCCCAAAUAUUAAUUUAGCCGUAUAUUGUCUGUGUAGUGGACCUGUAUAAUGGUUACCUGGCCAUUUCCCAAGGGUGACUGUCAUAAACAGGCUUGGCUGUAUUUUGUUACAGCUACUACAAAUUCAUUGUUUUUGGGAGACUCAAUUAUUCAGACCUUUUUCUUAUACAUUAUUAUUUUAUCCUGUUAUUUCUUAAAGAUGAUGAACCUUCCAAAAAAAAACCCAAGACCUCUGAGGGCAGAAAGAAAGCUGGAGGAAGCAAAGAAAAUGACAGUGAAAGUCAAAAUAGGAAGAAAAAUGCCCGAAAAGAUCAUGAUGAUGCAGCAGAAAAGGAGCGAAAGCGAAUUGAAAAGGAGCAGGCAAAUAAGCAAAGAGAAAAGGAACGGCAGGCCCUUACUGAGCGAAAUAACAUGUUGCUAGAAAGGAUGACUGCUUUGGUGAGUAAUCAAAGUGCAGAAGAUCCCUUUGAUUCCGAUGUUGUCUCAGAGUGUGUGGAUCUCACAACUUCAUCAACACCACCAUCAAAUCCUGUUCAUCGUCUUCAGAACACAGUAAAUGAGUUACGGAGUGCCACACCAGAAAGAGUGUUGUCAAUCUCACAGCUUCAAAAGACACUGGACAUGCUGCAGGGCAAUUCAGAGGACCCACCAACCACACCAUCUAUUUGUCAGACAGCAAUUCCAUCACUGCAGAGAACCUCUCUGACCACACUGCAGGAUGUGUGGGAAGAACCAGUAUCCACAACACCAGUUCAGCAGAUGCCAAAUUCCACCACACCAGUGUCAAGAUCUCCUCUGACAACUCUGCGUGGCAGAUUAACAGAAGUGCCACUGUCAAUACCAAAUCAACAGAAAGAAGCCACCAUUUCAGGAGCACAAAGAACCCCACUGACAAACACACCCAGAAAUUUUCCAAACAGAAGACAAGACUUAGUAGCCAGACCAACUGUGGGUGGUAAAUGCCCCAGACGAGUUCUACCACAGCCGCUCUCAAGUUCAGAUGAAGAAGAGUAUUGUCCAUCAUGCGUAACACGCAAAAAGAGAGUGAGGGAACUUGAAGAUCAAUUAAAGAGCUUGCAAGGUCAAGGUAUGUAUGAGGAAGUUUAUGUGAUAAUCCCUGAAAAUUAAAGAAUGAGAGUUAAAAGAAAACAAGCAGUCUUGUUGUGAAUAAAAGAAAUAAGGGGUAUUAGAAAAAGGGAUGCACAUAAUCCAGUUAGUCUGCUUGGGGGCACCCUGUUUUGGUGGUGGAUCGAUCGAUCCACUGUCUGGUCUUUGUCCACUAAUUACAGUAAACACCUGCAUAUAAGAACCUACUUUUUUGAAGUCUGGCAAAAUAGGUUCAUGUAUUUUGGGGUACGUAUUGCCAAUUUAGGCUAAGUAGGUUCUUAAUUUUUAUGAAGGAGAUAAUUGAUCAUUGAGUACCAGAAAAAUAAAUGAACUCGGUUAAAUAUGCAGUAUUUAUUCGUAACUAUUAUAACCUAACAAAACUAUAUAAUUACAUGCAAGGUGAACUUUCGAUCUUGUUAAUAACUAUAGUCAUUCCUAUCAUUAUUUUUAAGUUUCUGAUCCUCCAAGACCUGGAAAGAUCAGUCCCAUUCUAGCAGAACGCUUUAAGGUAAGCACUUCAUUCACCAUUUUAAUCACAGAAUGUGCAUGCUAUUGUAGACAAAUCAGUGUAAAGUUUUUGUGCAAAUCAUGUAGUCGUCAAUGGCUAAUUUGAUGUUUGCAAGAGGUUCGACCCUACUAGACCUAGUCAGGCUUACAGUUUAACCCAUUUGCUCCCAGAUAAUAUGCAGCAGAAAACCACUCUUUCGAGCCAUUUAAGACCUUUUCUGGUUCUUACCAGGCUGAAAAGGAUCUACAAUGUAGAUGUGAACUACCCGAAAGACAUACUAACAAUUCAAGUACAAUGCUGAUAGUUUCUGAUGCUAAAUUUUAGCAUUGAAGUUCAGGCAUCAGGUAAAAAGUUCACUGCCUCCACGACUGUUUUUUUUCACUUUCCCUCGUCCUCACCUCUUGCUUUCCUUGCCCUUUUUUUUUUCUUUUUUACUUUUGUGGGGCAUUUCCUUGGGCUAGUCCCUGCAAGCCACAACUUGCCCAAAGGGUAAACUGUAAGCUGACUUUCUUUACACGCCCUUGUUAUGUGUCAAAGUUGUCAAUGUCUUUUGAGCAUUUGAAAUGUGACAUGCGGCAGAACAUGUGGAAUUAUUAUACAGGCUGUUCAGGUGUGUAUGUCUAUAUAAAAUUGCUAUCAUAAAAAAUAACAUGGCUGUUUUUUUCUUCUUAAUUCCAACAGAUGGUAGAGUUGACUCCUGGUUCUCAAGUUUUUGUGUACCAGAACCAUAUUCACCAAGCAAUGGCCAGAGCGUCGUAUAAGUCAGCGGCAUCGUUUUUGUUAAACUGUUUUUACACAAACGACGAGCUGGUGGGGAUGAACCUGACUGGAGCAAAUGGAAAGAAAUGCCCAGACAAGGAGAUACUUCAAAAGCAUUAUAGGUAUGUGUGCAAUAACAUGAUGACUAUGUAAAUUAAUAGUCUCUCAGAAACUGCUUUUUUUAAUUUUCCCAUCCAUAAAUUCACUACUCAUGUUGUAAUGAUUUUUGACCCUCUUUACAGGAUUUGUCAUGAGAGAAUACCAAAAGCAUUCGCCAACUGA
This is a messenger RNA of Porites lobata, 3355 nucleotides long. The record is from the annotation of a GenBank genome assembly. NCBI's taxonomy places the organism in Eukaryota, Metazoa, Cnidaria, Anthozoa, Scleractinia, Poritidae.